Molecule: messenger RNA, 2309 nt
Organism: Canariomyces notabilis
Lineage: Eukaryota; Fungi; Ascomycota; Sordariomycetes; Sordariales; Chaetomiaceae
Product: subtilisin-like protein
Exons: 5
Coding region: 292-2160 (622 amino acids)
Biological process (GO): proteolysis
Molecular function (GO): serine-type endopeptidase activity
Source: RefSeq, a predicted model, not a curated record
UGGCUAGUCACAAACGACGUCGAUUUAGGUGAUUCUGGAUAACCGUAGGUUGAACGACGAAGUGAACGAAGCUGACUGAGGCUAAGCACAGCCGACCGCAGACCCCUUUACGGAGCAUCGAUAGCGGGGCUGCGCCGCAGAUGCACAUGUUCGAUAUACAAGUCGGGUACUCGGGUGGAGGCGGCAAAUCGCGUCAAGACGCGCGCUGAGUCGCUGGCCAUCGUUUCAUCUGACCCCUCAUUCAUUAAGGAGGAUUGUGGCUUAACCCUCGAUACGGGAACAGUAAGCCAAAUGUUGUCGGGCACAAUCAAGGCAGAAUGUGCCAAACUCGAGUUCGGCCCUCACGAAAGCAGAGAGAAGUCAAAGGCACUCCAGGCUGUAUCAAAGGGACCCAGAACAAGACGGAGCGACACAGUGUCUGAUGAUUUCUUCUGGCAUGCUCUUCAACCGUGGGCAGCGUCCGAUGGUUUUGCUAUGGUGGUUCUGGAGGGCUCGUUUGCGCUGCGAGGGAGAAUGGAGCAGAUCGCGGUCAUGACAACGGGACUAAUUGGCGCAAAGUCAGUUCCGCUGGCUUGGGCACUGAAUGUUCCACCCAGGCGGGUUCCGAACGAAGAGGCUGCAAAGAGCUACACUGCCCAAGACAUUCUCGCGCAGCUAUGCCUUCAACUAUUGCAUCAGAACCCACGCCUCCAUCAGAAAACCGAGCUGAGAAGAUGCCUGAGCAUGCUGGAGUCAGCUAUGUCAGAACCCGAGUGGUUCGCCAUGCUAGUGCACUUUAUCAACGGUCUGGAUCAAGUGUUCAUUGUCGUUGAUCUUGGCUCAAUGGCAACAAGCAACCCAGAAGCACCUACGAGCUGGCCAGGGGCCUUCACUUCAAUAUCCCAGAAACUGAGUGGAUGUAUAGUCAAAGUCGUCCUGUUCACCUACCGACACGUCACCUUUCCAGGCUUGCCGCAAGUAAACGUUGUCCGAUUUCCACAAGAGAAGAACUGGCGAAGUGAGAACCGAAUUCGGUCUGAGACAUUAGACUCAAAUUCAGGAGCGUCAAGUGUUGCCAGCGCAUGGCUAAAAUACAUUGCCCCUCGUCAACGCUCAAAGCGCAGUCGGACUCCCUUGGAUGAAGAGGUAGACGACUAUGAUGGAGGUGUAACAAUGACAACAGGCAGCAGAAAAAGGGGCAGAAAAUCGUACACAUGGUUCGACUACUGGUCACAUUUCGACGCUGCUAUUGACAGCUCUCGGAAAGAUGAACCUAGCAGCGAGUUUCCUCGAGUCAAAGUCGCUAUUCUCGACACGGGCGCAGACCUCUCUCAUCCUGACAUUGCCGAAGCCAUCCGGGCCGGCCGCGUGAAAUAUCGGAGUUUCAUCAGCGACAACGUUUCCGACAUGUGCGACACGGACGGGCAUGGGACACACUGCACCUCUCUGGUGCUGAAGUACGCGCCCAAUGCCGAAGUCUACAUUGGGCGGGUAUUUGAAAAGAGCAAUGUCCCCGCGUCCAGGCUUUCAACGCUGGCAGAUGCGGUCCAAUAUGCAAGCGAGAAUUGGCGUGUCGACAUCAUCUCCAUUUCCCUUUGGUUUCCAAGGUCAACCCUUGAUGCCGAACGGAAGUUUGAAUUGGCGGCGGCAAACCGUGUCCUGAUCUUCGCUUCAGCGUCGAACAACACGAUACAUGAAGUACAAUCGAUCCGCUUCCCGGCCAACUUGAGGCAAGUUUUCUGCAUUUUCUCUGCAGAUGAACAUGGAUCGGCUUCUAGUUUCAAUCCCAGGGCGAGGUAUCAGUGCCCAAAUUUUAUGCUUCCUGGAGAAAAUGUUCUCGGCGCUUGGCCGGUCGAUAAAGCAAACGAUACACCAGAUAUUGAGGUGAGCGAGGGGAAGACGUAUCGACGUCUCUGUGGCACAUCAUGCGCGACCCCAAUCGCCGCGGCCAUAGCUGCGGAAAUACUCGAGUUCGCGUGGCAACCGCGGGAUCCCCCUCUCCGUCGAGGGGAUCUGCUUAAACGAUUCGAUGGUAUGGAAAAGGUGUUCAUCCAGAUGGCAGACCGAUACCAACAUGGGGAUGGGGGCUAUCAUUACGUCUUACCGUGGAAGGUUCUUACACGGGAGAGGGAAAACAGGGAGAAUCAAAUACUACUAAAUCACAUUUUGGAAUCGGAUUAACCAUGAGAGCACUUUCCUAGAAUGUCAAAGUUUCGACAUGCGACAGCGCAGGUCAUCCUACCAUGAUGGCCGAUCAUGAUCACUACGUCUUCGCCUUGACUACCUAGUCCGCGAAUGAGUAUGAACAUUUAAAACCACGAAUGGAUCGC